AUGAAUAAAACAAGGAUAAUUGCCCAUAUCUAUCUAUCUAUCUAUCUAUCUAUCUAUCUAUCUAUCUAUCUAUACAUGUUCUUUAUCGUUAUGCUCUUUUCUCUUUCCUUCUUUCAUUUUCAUGGCUACAUUUGUCAAUAUUUUCCUCCUUUUCUUAAUUCUAUUUUAUUUUUUCCUUUACUUUUUCAUUCUCUUCAUCUUUUUUCGUUUACACUUCUUUCUUUUUCAGCCAUUAUUAUCUGUAUUUCUCUUUUCUUGUUAAUUUUUACUCACUGCCAAAAUGUUUUGUUUUUCGUCUUUUCGACAUUUUAUAACUCAUUUAAAUUUCUUUAUUUCUUUCUUAACAUCUUCUUAAAAUUUUCUUUCUUUCUUUCUUUCUUUCUUUCUUGUUUCUGCUUUUUUUUUUUAACUUUACCCAAUUUUUUCUUUGUUUCUUUUAUUUCUAUUUUCCCUUUCUGUCUUUCUUUCUUUCUUUCUUUCUUUCUUUUGCUUUUUUUUAGCUUUACCAUUUUUUUUGUUCUUUUAUCUCAAUUUUUCCUCUUUUUCUUUCUUUCUUUCUUUCUUUCUUUCUUUUGCUUUUUUUAG
Acanthosepion pharaonis is the source of this 585-nucleotide messenger RNA. The record is from the annotation of a GenBank genome assembly. Lineage: Eukaryota; Metazoa; Mollusca; Cephalopoda; Sepiida; Sepiidae.